AUGUCCACGGCACCCAAGUCCAAGCGGCGAAAAUCCGAGCAAAGGUCCAGGCAUGUCUACAAGGUCGGCAACGGCUUUAUUGACCUGGACUUUUUCCUCAACGGCCCUUCGAAAAAGGAUGCCGACGACGAGGUCAUAAAAGAGGCAGAGUCAACGACAGAACCAGGGGCAGAGGCGUCUCCUAUACAAGAGAGGCCGACACCCUAUGAUGCCACGGACCAGGAGGAACAGCCAGGAUCCGAUGCGGAUGGCGCCGCUCUGACCUCUGGACACCGCAAGAGACGGCGAGGCAAGCAGCGAGGCGGCGACGGCGGCCGUUGGCGCGACGACUACAUCACGGGUGAUCCGUCUCUGUUUGCCACGCGGAAAGCCCUGCCCAUCUGGGACAGCCGCAACGCAAUCCGGCAGUCCCUGAGCACGAACGACGUGCUCGUCCUUGUCGGCGAGACAGGUUCCGGCAAAAGUACGCAGGUGCCUCAGUACCUAUGCACAGAACCCUGGUGCACGGGUCUUGUGGCCAUUACACAACCGCGUCGAGUGGCCGCGACCACGCUGGCCAACCGCGUGUCGCGUGAGAUGGGCACGCCACUCACAGGAAUCGAUGCGAACGACCCCAAUGCACGUGGCCGCGUGGGUUACUCGGUGCGGUUCGAUCACAAGGUACCAAAGGGCACCAAGGUCAAGUUCCUGACAGAGGGAAUGCUGUUGCAAGAAAUGGUGCGAGACCCGGCGUUGCGGCAGUAUAGUGCGGUCGUCGUGGACGAGGUGCACGAGCGGAGCGUGGACGCGGACCUGUUGUUGGGCUUUCUGAGGCAGAUACUGCAGUCGUCUGCCAAGGGCCGAGCGGCCGCCAACGACGACGACAGUUCGGCGCGUGCUCUUGGAAAACGGCAACAGCGUGACAGCAGACACCCUCUCAAAGUGGUGGUCAUGAGUGCGACGGCUGACGUGAACAAGAUCCACUCCUUCUUCACCACCGAUGCUAAUACGGUUGUUGCACCAUCCGCGGCCCGUCCACAACACGCCAAAGUCGACGUCUUGCACAUCCCUGGACGACAAUUUCCCGUUGAGAUCAUCCACACGCCCGAACCCGUCGAGGACAUCUUGGAGGCCCUGGUCAAGACUGUGUUCCAGAUCCACGUCCAAGAGCCGCUGCCUGGCGACAUCCUCGUAUUCCUGUCCGGCCAGGAAGAAAUCGAUGCCGCCAAGCGCCUCAUCGACGAACGAGCGGCUAACCUUGUGUCCAAUGUGCCCCAUGUCGAGUCCUGCCCUCUCUACGGCCAGCUGUCCAUCGAGGCCCAGAACAAAGCCUUCCAACCAGCCAGCCGCCCCUUUACGCGCAAGGUCGUGCUCGCCACCAACAUUGCCGAGACGUCCGUUACUGUGCCCGGUGUACGAUAUGUCGUCGACAACGGCAAGGCCAAGGUCAAAAUGUUUCGCGCGCGUCUGGGCCUCGAGUCGCUGCUGGCCAAACCCAUUGCCAAGUCAUCGGCCAUCCAGCGCGCCGGCCGUGCCGGUCGCGAGGGUCCGGGCAAGUGUUACCGACUGUACACGGAGCAAUCGUACAACCAGGAGCUGGCACCCGUCGAGCUGCCCGAGAUCUUGCGCAUUGACCUUCUGGGCGCCGUACUGACCAUGAAGGCGCGCGGCAUCGACAACACGUUUACGUUCCCGCUCAUGGACGAGCCGGACCACGACCUGAUGGAGCGGUCGCUGAUUCAGCUGCGCCGACUGGGCGCGCUGGCCGAUGACGUUACCAUCACCGAGGACGGCCGGACCAUGUCGCUGCUUCCCGUGUCGGCGGCGUUUGGCCGCGUGCUCCUAGACGCCGCGGCGGCGGGCUGUCUGCUCGAGGCCAUUGACAUUGUGGCGUGCCUGACGGCGGGCGACGACAUCUUCUUGCGGCUGCAGUCGGAGCAGGACCGCGACGACGUCGACGAGUUCCGCAAGGAGCUGUUCCGGCGCGAGGGCGAUCUGCUGACGUACCUGACGACCAUGCAGCGGCUCGUCACUGUGCGCAGCAACCUGUGGAAGCCGUGGUGCCAGCAGCGCCGCAUCAACCUGCGCAACAUGCGCCAGGCGCUCAACAUUCGCCGCCAGCUGCGCGGCAUCUGCGUUCGGCAAAAGAUGCUCGCCGCCGAAGACGUGGCCGAGGCCAACGAGGCGCUCUCGUCGUCCGAAGACAGCUUUGUGCCCCUACCGCCCGACCGCACAGACGCCCUGCUGCGCUGUUUCCUGAACGGAUUCGUCCUCAAGACGGCCAUGCUGGCGCCCGAUGGCAGCUAUGUGACGACGGAGGGCAAGCACGUGGUCGCCAUCCACCCGUCGAGUGUGCUGCACGGCCGCAAGACGGAGGCCAUCAUGUACCUGGAGCAGGUCUUUACCACCAAGAACUAUGCGCGCAAGGUAAGCGCCGUGCAGAGCGACUGGAUUGUCGAGGCGCUGCGGUCGCAGCAGAUCUGA
Molecule: messenger RNA, 2463 nt
Organism: Sporothrix brasiliensis 5110
Lineage: Eukaryota; Fungi; Ascomycota; Sordariomycetes; Ophiostomatales; Ophiostomataceae
Product: ATP-dependent RNA helicase DHR2
Exons: 1
Coding region: 1-2463 (820 amino acids)
Cellular component (GO): catalytic step 2 spliceosome; intracellular anatomical structure
Molecular function (GO): ATP binding; RNA binding
Source: RefSeq, a predicted model, not a curated record